AUGGCGUCAAUAUCAACCACCUCCUGGCUCUACCGAGAUAAAGUAUGCACAGUGAGCGGAAAGAUGGGUAAUUGCAUUUUGCAGAGGCGGUUUAAAUGCGUGUUUCCAAUAAGGAAAGUACAUGUCCGGAUCAGUUCCGGUGACCGGUUAUUGCGACAUUGUGUCAAAUGCAACAAGGAGAAUGAAGAAGAAGAAGAUGGUAAUGCUAAAAAGAAUGAACAAGGGUAUGAGUAUGUGACUGUUGAGAGACCUCCUUACCACAGUUACAUGGAUUCAACUUCUGGGAAACUGGAGCCAGCAUCGGGUGCUCGUGCUAGCAUUCCAGGUGAGGACUUAUGGCCAGAAGGAACUUCGAGCCGUGUUAGAGCCGCUAGAGCUCCUCAACCAGCUGGUGAGUCUCGGAGUUUCCCUUCGUAUGGCAAGAAUCCUGGAAGUCGGAGGAAGAAGAAUAGGAAAGUAAGUGAGGAGAAUGUGACCGUUGUUGUUGUAUCGGAUUCUGAGGAGGAAGAAGAAGAAGAAGAGGAGGAGAAGGAUUCGUCCAACGGGUUUGUUGUGUAUAACAAUGAGUUUGAGAGAGGAGAAGAGGAAGAGGAAGAGAGUGGUUUUGAGUUGGAUAAAAAGCUUGGAAAGCCACAUCCUUUUAUCGAUCCCACCAAGAAGAAACAGAUCGACAAGACUAUGACGAGCGAUGAGAGUUGGUGGAACUGGAGGAAGCCGGAGAAAGAACAAUGGUCAAGAUGGCAGAGAAGACGUCCUGAUGUUGAAACAGUUUUUCUCAAGGCAAUGGCAGAGACAGGACAAGUGAAGCUCUAUGGGAAAGAACCAACACUCACUGAAACUUCUCUCUACAGAGCAAGAAGACAUCUUUUCAAGGAAGAGAGGCUGCAAGCUGAGCGAGAGAGAUUAGCAAAAGAAGGUCCAAUGGCGUUUUAUUCUGAGUGGGUAAAAGCAUGGAAGAGAGACACGUCGCGAGAGGCUGUACAGAAACAUUUUGAAGAGACGGGUGAAGAUGAAAACACACAGCUGAUUGAGAUGUUCUCUUACCAAACAGAUCGAGAGUACCGGAUAAUGAUGGGUACUGAUGUCAGGAUCAAGAGAGACCCUUUGGCAAUGCGGAUGAAAGAGGAUCAGAUUAAGCAAAUAUGGGGUGGGGAUCCAGUUUACCCGACAAUUAACUACAUUCAAGAACCUGAUGCGGUUAUGGAUUACAGAGGACCUGAUUUUCAUGAGCCAACACCAAAUAUGCUCUCUUUUCUCAAGGAGAAUGGCAAAGUCAUCUCGAGAGAGGUGCACGAAGCACUGCUGGCGAAAGAGAAAACCGAGCAGCUCGAGGUGCCUGACAUUGAUGAUGCAAUGGCACAAGCUGUUGAUAUUGGUGAAAACGAUGAGGAGGAGGAAGACGAUGCACAAGUAGAAAAAGACGAGAAAUUGCCGAGGAACUGGAGUGUCUUGAAGAGUACCCCUGAGCUUCGCACCGCCAAGCCAACACCGAAGAAAGAAGGUCGGAUGUCUCUAGACGAGGCCGUGGAUGACUCUGAGAACUUAACCGAUUUUCUCAUGGACUUUGAAGAAGAGACUGAUCCUUAA
Molecule: messenger RNA, 1587 nt
Organism: Microthlaspi erraticum
Lineage: Eukaryota; Viridiplantae; Streptophyta; Magnoliopsida; Brassicales; Brassicaceae
Source: the annotation of a GenBank genome assembly